Symbiodinium natans is the source of this 1581-nucleotide messenger RNA. Lineage: Eukaryota; Dinophyceae; Suessiales; Symbiodiniaceae. The record is from the annotation of a GenBank genome assembly.
AUGGACGACCAGCAACGGGUGCAAGCAUCGCUGCAGCAGGAGGCCACCCGCUUGUCGACAGAACGCGAUGCCCUGGCACAGCAAGUGCAGCACCUUGAGAAGCAGCUGGCGGAUGCUUCCAGUGCCGUCAGCCGAAACGUGGAGGACCGGCAAAAGCUUGCAUCAUCGCUGCAGGAGGAGGCCACACGGUUGUCGACAGAACGCGAUGCCCUGGCACAGCAAGUGCAGCACCUUGAGAAGCAGCUGGCGGAUGCUUCCAGUGCCGUCAGCCGAAACGUGGAGGACCAGCAAAAGCUCGCAUCAUCGCUGCAGGAGGAGGCAAGGCAAAAGGAGGAACAGAAGCAUCUCGUAGCAACACUGCAAGAGCAGUGCUCAUCCCUAGCAAAAGAGCUCGAAGCACAGAUCGCUGCUCGCCAAAGCGCGGACAACUCCCAUCAGGGCGUGCCGAACGGAGAUGCAGCUCAGCCACAAGCCGAAGAAGCAGCCCGCCUGACUGCUGAACGUGAAGCACUUGUGCAACAGGUCCGACACCUCGAGCAGCAGCUCGCUGAGGCAGCAAGCAGAGCAAGCCAAAGCACGGAGCAAUACCAGAUGUUACAGAACUCCUACCAAGAGGAGGCACGUCAAAAGGAAGAACAGAGGCAAAUUGCCAUCUCAUACCAGGAGCACUGCAACAAUCUCACCAAGCAGGUGGAGACGUUAAGGGAGGCGUGUCAGAAUCUCACCACGGACCACCAGCAGAAAGCUGGGCUGGAGGGUCAGGUCGCUCAGCUCCUGCGAAUGAACGCUCAGUGGCAGCAGGCCCACCAGAAUCUCAAUGCGGAGUCGGAGGGCCUUCGUCAGAGAUUGGUAGAGGUGGAGCGCCUGCAGCUCGAAGUCCGGCGGUUGCAGCCGUUUGAAGAGGCAAGCAACGAGCUGGAGGCGAAGCUGAAAGAGGCAGAGCUGCAGCUGGAGCAGCGGAGCCAGGCCCUAACGGAUCUGCAACGCCAACGUGCAGCAGAUGCCGCAGCAAUCCAGCGCCUCCAGGGCGAUCUGGAGUCAACCCAGGAGACUGGAGCAUCCGAGGCAGGGCAUCUGGAGUCCGAGCUGCUGGAGCGCAGCAAGGAGUGCGCCAUGCUGCGCCGCGAGCGAAACGAGGCGCACCAGAAGCUCCAGGAGCUCAUGCAGAAGAGUCAGGAGAACUCUCAGGUAGCAGAUGCCGGCCGAGCGCUGUCUACCGAGAACGAAAAGCUGCAGCAGGAGCUGGCAAUGAGCAAGGAGGAGCUCAAGUCCCUGAACGCCGUGGUGGAGCGGUGCCUUUCGAAGAUGGAAGCGGAGAGUCGUGAGCGCCCCUUCCUCGUGGACAAGCGCAUGGUCACUCAGAUGCUGGCAGCCUACUUGGAGCAGCGGGAGAAUCCGGGCCCGCAGCAAGAGAUUCUGCACAAGAUGGCCGACCUGCUUGGCUUCACCUCAGCUGAGCGUGAACAGGUUGGCUUGUCGCAGAAGCGAAAAACGCCGUUGCAGAUGCAGGAGCCGCAAGGCCUUGCAGACCUCACAGACCGGUUUGUCGACUUUCUGAUGGAGGAGUCCGAAGCCGGCUAG